Molecule: messenger RNA, 1144 nt
Organism: Triplophysa dalaica
Lineage: Eukaryota; Metazoa; Chordata; Actinopteri; Cypriniformes; Nemacheilidae
Gene: mettl1
Product: methyltransferase 1, tRNA methylguanosine
Exons: 6
Coding region: 95-829 (244 amino acids)
Biological process (GO): RNA (guanine-N7)-methylation; tRNA methylation
Cellular component (GO): tRNA methyltransferase complex
Molecular function (GO): tRNA (guanine(46)-N7)-methyltransferase activity
Source: RefSeq, a predicted model, not a curated record
CAGAAGAAGAGACUAUUGUCUGUCUGUCACGAGGAGGUGAAGAGUGAGAAGAAAACAGAUUGCAGAGGAGAAAUUCAACUUUAAUGUGAGCACAAUGAGUGUGUGUAAUAUGCCACAGAAGCGCUAUUACAGACAGAGAGCUCAUUCAAACCCGAUGGCUGAUCACACCUUCCAGUAUCCAGUUUGUCCGGAGGAGAUGGACUGGUCUCAGGUUUAUCCAGCACACUUCUGUCAGCGGGGGGAAACAGAAGUUCAAGCGCAGGUGGAGUUCGCGGACAUCGGCUGCGGAUACGGCGGACUGCUGGUUGAGUUAUCGCGGCUCUUUCCGAGGCAACUGAUGUUGGGUUUGGAGAUUAGAGUGAAAGUGUCCGAUUAUGUACAGGAUCGUAUUUGCUCACUUCGUGCUGCUGAGCCGGGCAGUUAUCAGAACAUUGCCUGCCUCAGGAGUAAUGCCAUGAAGUACCUUCCCAAUUUUUUCACCAAAGGGCAGCUGAGUAAGAUGUUCUUUCUCUUUCCGGAUCCACACUUUAAGAAAACCAAACACAAGUGGCGGAUCAUUAGCCAUACAUUACUGGCUGAGUAUGCCUACACACUGAGAGUUGGGGGUUUGGUGUACACAAAUACUGAUGUUGAGGAGGUACAUGAAUGGAUUGUGAAACACUUUAAUGAUCAUCCUCUCUUCAGCAGAGUGUCUGAAGAUGAGCUGGCUGAUGAUAUCAUUAUAGGUCAUCUAGGAACGUGCACAGAAGAAGGAAAGAAGGUUCAGAGGAAUGGAGGCAAGAACUAUUUAGCUGUUUUCCGCAGAGUGCAGGUUGAAACUGCCCCUUAAACGCUGAUGGUUCCAGUCGCAAUUGAAAUGCAGUGGAAGUGGACAGAACCAAGCCUGACUACACCUGAGGGUUUUAUCAAUUCUUUUUCAGUUUCUACACGAAUAAUACAUUAGACUGCAUAUGAUUGAACAUUUGUUUGGUACAGUUUUGGCAUGUCCAAGUAACCAAAACAGAAUGUGUUUUUAUUUUAUUCUGAAUGUGUCUAUUCAAUAGUUGCAGAUUUUUUUUUUCAGGCAACACAUCCAAAUGCUACACUACCCUGUUAUACCAUUUAAAAGAUAUGGAUAUGUAAAGAAUAAAGGUCAUAUUACACA